Messenger RNA from Nycticebus coucang (slow loris), 5134 nucleotides. It is a transcript of the gene DUSP9, whose product is annotated as dual specificity phosphatase 9. Gene Ontology annotation, molecular function: MAP kinase tyrosine/serine/threonine phosphatase activity; protein tyrosine/threonine phosphatase activity. The coding region runs from base 2878 to 4059 and encodes 393 amino acids. Lineage: Eukaryota; Metazoa; Chordata; Mammalia; Primates; Lorisidae. Gene Ontology annotation, cellular component: cytosol; cytoplasm. The record is from RefSeq and is a predicted model, not a curated record. Gene Ontology annotation, biological process: protein dephosphorylation; negative regulation of MAPK cascade. The transcript has 5 exons.
AAGGAUGGGGGGGCGGGGGUGUUGGCUGCUCUGAGCCCUGCAGUGCGGAGGUGGCAACAGGUUCCCGUUUGUCCUGUUGCUGGCGCUGCCGGCGUUGCAGGCGCUGAGCAUUGAGCACUGUCGAGAAUGACCCUUCAUUCCCCACUCCCCAGUGCUCUCCCUGGUGAGAGGGCUUGCCAGUGAGGGUAUAGGUAAGGUGCAGGGGAGCCACUCCUCAGGCUUCCCCUUCCUACACCAUGGCGUUGGCUGCCUGGCUUUCCCCAUCCUCCACUCCAGCCCAGCUCCCUUCACCUCCUCCAGGCAGCCUUCUCCAGAGAGCAGCGCAGCCCCCUCAGGAGCUCCUAUCUCUCUGGGUUGUCAUUCUCUCUCAGUGACACUGAGACAAGGCAGGUGGGGUAUGGCCACUCAUGCUCUCUGCCUGCCAUAGCCCUAUGCCACUCUCACUAUGCACAGCCAGGCUGGCACAUUGCAGAACCUGCAUGCUGCCUUCAACCCCUGCCCACUCCAAGGUCCCACCCUGCAGACUCACAGUUGCAGUGGGUCUAGAGGCUGGUGCCCACCUCUGCCACUGCAGAUCUAGGAUGUGAGCGACAGGAGGUCACAGACAAAGGCUCUGCCCUAGGAGCACACUAAGAGGGGGGAUGAAGCACAGAGAAGGGAGGCUUACAGGCUGGCCCUGAUACAGGAAGGCUGCCUGGAGGAGGGCGCCUCGGAGGGCAUGAAGAGUGAGCAGAAUCUGGGCAGGUGGCCUGGGGUCAUGUCCACAGAGCAAGAAGGGAAGGAAGUGCAUAGCCCAGGUGCCCAGAGCCACUGGUUGCAAGCCUUGGGACUCAUCCUAGAGUCAAGCAUGUGGUGGGGUGUGGCCAAAGACCAGCCUACUACCAGGGUCCUAAGAGUCCCACGUUGAUGGCCCACUGUGGAAGAGGGAAGAAAAGCAAACUGGAGGCCCCCUGGAGGUGACCUAGCUUUCUGUAGCCUUUACUGUUCCUUUUACCAUUCCCUCCUCCACUUUCUCAUCUUAAUCUAUGGUUCACUAGAGGAGUUUUGACAGACUGGACUUGAUUUUUCUAAAUGCUGGACUUCUAAGUUGCUUUGCAUUUUUCACUCCUGAGAAAAAUGGUUUGUGGUGCCUAUCCCCAUGUGCAUAGCUUUGCUUUCUUUUACUUUAGUUCCUUAGAGUAGAAUCCCAGAAGUGGACAAAGGGUUUGGAUUUUUUUCCUAGCUCUUGAUGUUGUCAGAUUAAUUUCCAAAAGGGAUGAUACCAGUGUGCAAUCCUCCAGCACCAGAGCAGCAUGGUUUCACAGCAACCUUGCCAACACUGAGUGUCCUCGUUUUGAGAAUAUUUCACUAAUGUAGUAGGUGGGAUGUGUUACCUUGUUUGCAGUUGUUACCUUGUUUUUGUAAAUUUGCUUUCCCUCCAUGCCUGAGGUUGAACCUUCUCCCAAAUAUUUUUUACCUGGUUGCAUUCCCUCCUUCAUGCAGUAUGCAAUCUUUUCAGGUUCCUUGCUCGUUUAUUUACCAGGGUCUUAACCUUUCGAUUAAUUUGUAUGAGUUUUAUCUUAUCUGUUGUACAUUUUCCUUCAGCACUAUUAUUUGCUUUUGCUGGGCUUUAAGAGGAGUUGGGACAUUUAACCAGAUUGGCUUUUUAGAAACCUCCCCCAACCCCUUUUCAUUGUCUCAGCACUUAUCAUACCUGAUAACUUGUCCGUCCUCCUUGCUGAUUGUUGACCUGUCCUGCUAGACUGGGAGCAGUGGGCAAGAAGAGGCCUUGUGCGUCCUGUCUGUUCAUUGUCCUGUGCCCAGAGACCAAGGAGGGAGGCCAGCCUUUGUUGAAUCAGUGGCAUUCUGGCACAGGGUGGGGUGGAGAGCAGACUGUUUUGGAAGAUGUGAUGAUGACCUGGCCAGGAGCUGGUGAAUGUGAGCACGUGCCAGUCCAGGGGACAGAAGGGAAAGCACAGAUGUGGGGGAUAUCUAAGUAGAAACUACUUCCCUCCAGAUUGAUCUGUUGAAGCUGAUUAAGGGAAGGAGGCAAAGGGAGGAGCCAGGGGUGACUCGGAGCUCCUGCGUGCCUUUGGCUGAGCUCAUGCAAAUGAAAGGGUGGGGAUGCCCAGGAGCUUCCCUCUGCCUGCCUAGCCCCCCAGUCAGCCUUGAACAGAGCUCUAGGCUGAAGGCAGCAGUAGGUUUCUGGUCCUGCUUCCUCCUCCCCUUCAUGAUUUUAGUGGUAUUCCCUGGUAGCUCAAGGUGGUGGCUGUGAUGAGCCCAUUAUACAGAUGGGGCUCCUGAAGUCCAGUCAGGGAAUAAGAUGGUCAAGGAUCACCGGGUUAAUUGGGUUGGAGAAACUUCUGGAGCAAGGACCCGAGCUCUUGUCCUCACUCCUCCCCCUCCCUUCUGGGCCCAGGCUGGCGCCGGCCAGGAUAACUACAACUGGUCCCCUGCUGGGCCCCUGACCUGCCCUUGUCCUCUGCCCCGACCCGGUCCCUCCUGAGUGGAAGCCCCAGCUCAGCUUGCUACUCACAGGUCCCACCCGAUGCUUUCGCUAGCACCCGUUGGCUCACCGGCGCCCCGAGCCCGCCCCGUCGCCCCGCCCUGACCCGCCCCUCUGAGCAGCAACUCCACGUCCGAAGGCAGUGGCUUCCAAGGUGGAAGCUGGGUCCGGCUGCCAGGAAGCAGCCCGCGCGCCGGCGGCGCAGAGCCCGGAGCUCGGCUUCCACGUGCGAGCCUGCCCCGCCCCCUCCCGGCGGCCGCGCCUGGGGACUCUCUGCCCGGGGACGGCGCCUUGCCGUGGCAGUGGCCGUGGUCGGGACGUCUACGCGCGGUCGGCCACCGCCAGAUCGCGCUCCAGCGCUCUCGGCCCGACGUGCAGGCAGCCGCGCGCCCAUGGAGGGCCUGGGCCGCUCGUGCCUGUGGCUCCGCCGGGAACUGUCUCCCUCUCGGCCGCAGCUGCUGCUCCUCGACUGCCGCAGCCGCGAGCUGUACGAGUCGGCACGCAUCGGCGGGGCUCUAAGCGUGGCCCUGCCCGCGCUGCUGCUGCGCCGCCUGCGGAGUGGGAGCCUGUCCGUGCGCGCGCUCCUGCCCGGGCCGCCGCUGCAGCCGCCGCCGCCCGCCCCGGUGCUCCUGUACGACCAGGGCGGGGGUCGGCGCCGGCGCGGGGAGGCCGAAGCCGAGGAGUGGGAGGCUGAGUCGGUGCUGGGCACGCUGCUCCAGAAGCUUCGGGAGGAAGGCUACCUGGCCUACUACCUCCAGGGUGGCUUCAGCCGUUUCCAGGCCGAGUGUCCUCACUUGUGUGAGACAAGCCUUAACGGCCGUGCUGGCUUGAGCAUGGCCCCAGUGCUAAGCCCAGUGCCCGUGGUAGGGCUGGGUGGCCUGUGCCUGGGCUCUGACUGCUCUGAUGCAGAAUCUGAAACUGACCGCGACUCCAUGAGCUGUGGCCUGGAUUUGGAGGGUGCCACACCCCCGCCAGCGGGGCUGCUGCCAUCCUUCCCUGUCCAGAUCCUGCCCAACCUCUACCUGGGUAGUGCCCGGGAUUCAGCCAAUUUGGAAAGCUUGGCCAAGCUGGGCAUCCGCUACAUCCUCAAUGUCACCCCCAACCUCCCUAACCUCUUCGAGAAGAAUGGCGACUUUCAUUACAAGCAGAUCCCCAUCUCUGACCACUGGAGCCAGAACUUGUCCCAGUUCUUUCCAGAGGCCAUUGCAUUCAUUGACGAGGCCUUGUCCCAGAACUGCGGGGUGCUCGUCCACUGCCUGGCAGGGGUCAGCCGAUCUGUCACUGUCACCGUGGCCUACCUCAUGCAGAAGCUUCACCUCUCGCUCAACGAUGCCUACGACCUGGUCAAGAGGAAGAAGUCUAACAUCUCCCCCAACUUCAACUUUAUGGGGCAGCUGCUGGACUUUGAGCGCAGCCUGCGUCUGGAGGAGCGACGCGCCCAGGAGCAGGGCAGCGGGGAGCAGGAGUCCUCCACGCGCGACCCGCCCUCCUUCUUCACCACCCCCCCUGGGCAACGGCAUCUUCCAGCUGGACCCCAGCUAAGGGCCCCCGCGGGGCCCUUUGGGCGUUCCUGAUGACUGCAGCAGCGGGGGGCGGGGGUGGCAGAGCGCGCAAUACCUCACCGGGCUGUGGAGGGAGGUGGGAGCCGGAGACAUCCGCGGGAGCCGUAGACAUCCGCGGGAGCCAUAGACAUCCGCGGGAAUCGUGCAAAAUGUGCCUAUGGGCCCGGUCAGGGCCGCUGGCCUGACCCAUGCCCUCAGGCGGGCGGGACCACGCUCCAGAACCUGCCUCUUCUGCGACUGUUACGUUUUUCUUUGAGGAGGGGGGGUGGGGAUUCUUUAUCCUAGGGACCAUUCCAGGUGGCUGCCUGUUCCCUGGCCCAGGCCCUGGGUGCUCUGCCAACUUGGCUGGGCCCUGGGCCUCCCUGUGGUUCCCCCUUCAGGAAGGGUGUGUGCCACUUUGCCACAGGACUGAUUCCCAGGCCCUUCCCUGUCCCCAUAUGGCCUCUUGGGGAGAGGAGAGCACCACCAUCACCAGUGCAGUCACUGCUACUUCUCUGCCAAGGGCUUGGGUCCUUUUGGGGCUGGGGACCUUCCAAGGGAUGUGGACCCAAAGGUGGAAUGGCCACCUGGCAUCCAUAGCCUGGGAGCACUGGGCAGGUUCCCCGGCCACACAUCUGGCUCCCUGACUGUUUUUUUUUUCUUCUUCCCCCAGAUGUCUUGACUGGAUCACUGGGGCUCUUUGUGACUGAGGGUGGUCAAACUGCCACGGGAGGAGAUAGGGUCUCAGAGUGAGAACCUGGAAGGGGAGGGGAAGAAGACCUUGAUAUUGCUGCUGCAGGGCCCACACAGCCUCUCUUGGUUUGGGGGGCAGGGAAGGGGCCAAGCUGCAGACACACAGUCAUUCAUUGCAGUCUACACCCCUGUGAACAGCAGGGGUGUGUGUGUGUGUGCGUGUGUGCAUGUCGGCACUCACAUGCAUGCUAGCCCACUUACACCCAGCCCGAGGCUGACUGUCCUUGACAUGGCGACAGGACUGUCUUGUCCUUGAAUGUGAAGGAGGGGCUGUGCUUGUUUGUUUUUGUAAUCCUCAUCACAGUUGCUUUCUUUAAUUGUUCCUCCCAAAUAAAUGGUUUAUUUAAGAUAUCGA